This is a messenger RNA of Paramecium sonneborni, 1752 nucleotides long. The record is from the annotation of a GenBank genome assembly. NCBI's taxonomy places the organism in Eukaryota, Ciliophora, Oligohymenophorea, Peniculida, Parameciidae.
AUGGAAACAAUAAAAGAUUUUUGUUCUUAAGAAAUUAUAGAGUAUUAAUUAUAUUUAAGUAGUUUCACAGAAUUAUUGGAUAAAUUUCCAGAUGUUAAUGAAUAUAUUGAAGAUUUAUCAUUUCAAUAGUCUUUGAGAUUUGUAAACAUACCAAUUUGCUUUAAAUUAAAUAAAAUUGCUCAAAUAAAUUAAACACAUAAAAUUGUGUUAAUUAAAGGAACAGUUAUAAGAGCUGGAAUGUAUUAAAAUAUAUCUAAAUAUAGUGCAAAAUCUAUGUCUAAAGUAUUGUCUUAUAGAUGUAAGGAAUGUAAAUUUGUGACAGAAAUUUAAUCAUGUUCAUCAAAUUAUUUUAUGGCGGAAAAUUAAUUGAAGUGUUAAAACAUUGUAAUAAAAUAAUAAAAAUACAAUCCAUUUUUUAAAUAGAAAUUUUAAGGUUUUAAAAAACAAAAGUGUAAUUCAACAGCAUUUGAAAAAUUAGAUGAUUAAAAAUUAAUUGAUUAUUAAGAAAUAAAAAUAUAAGAUACUUAUACUACAAUAGAACCAGGAACUAUAUCAAAUAGUAUAAGAGUAAUGUUAGAAGGAGAGUUUGUAAAUAGUUGUAAUUCAGGAGAUGAUGUAAUAAUAGGUGGUUUAGUAAUAUAAAGAUGGAAAAUGAUUAAAUAAAAACCAUAAAUAACUUUAUGGAUUGAUUGUAAAUACUUAAGAUUAUAGAAUUAAUUUAAGCUUCUCCAGAAUAUUGAUGAUGAUUAAUUAAAUUGUACUUUUUAACAUAGAAAUUAAGUAAUUAACUCAUUCAUACCUGAAUUAUGCAAUUAAUGGUAAGUUAAAUUAGGGACACUAUUAAGUUUAAUUGGAGGAAUAACAAAAACAAAUAAUGGCAUAUCCGUAAGAGGAGAUUCUCAUCUUUUAUUAAUAGGUGAACCUGGUACAGGUAAAUCUACAAUUCUUAGAAAUGCAUGUACAAUUAGUGAGAAAUCGAUAUAUGUAAAUGGUAUAGGAACUACUCAAGCUGGUUUAACAUUAUCUUUUAUUAAAGAAGGAUCAGAUUGGAUGAUUGAAGCUGGUGCAUUAGUUAUGGCUGAUUAAGGUUUAUGUUGUAUAGAUGAAUUUAAUCUCCUUAAUUAAUAAUCAUAAUAAUCUAUUUUAGAAGCUUUAGAAUAAUAAACUAUUAGUAGUAGUAAAGCAGGAAUCUCUACUAAAUUAAAUACAAGAACAACUAUUAUUGCUGCAUGUAAUCCUAUUGAAUAAAUCUAUAACAGUAAAUUAUCUAUCUAAUAUAAUACUGGAUUAUCCACCCCUUUAUUAAGUAGAUUUGAUCAAAUUUAUAUUCUUAAAGAUUAACAUGACUUUGAUUUAGAUAAAUAAUUGUGUGAACAUAUUUUCAAUCUUAAUAAUCAUAAAUCAAAUUAUACUUUAAAAUAAUUGAAAUAAUAUAUUAUUUAUGUUAAAAAUACCUUUCAACCAAUUAUGAAUGAAGAUUGCUAAUAAGUCAUAUAAAAAUAUUUUACUUUUAUUAGAUAAUCUUCUUAAUAAGUUACUGCUAGAAAAUUAGAAUCCUUAAUAAGAUUAUCUGAAGCUCAUGCAAGAUUAUGUUCCAAAAAAUAUAUUGAUGAAUUUGAUGUUGUCACUGUUAUUGCACUUAUUGAAAGCACUCAAUUUACUGGUAUCUAUCCUGAAUUUUAAGAUUGUCUUACACAAACUGUUAAUAUUGAUAAUAUAUAAGAAAUGUGGAAUCACCUAAAAAAUAUUUGA